Letharia columbiana is the source of this 1449-nucleotide messenger RNA. RefSeq lists its product as uncharacterized. The coding region runs from base 1 to 1449 and encodes 482 amino acids. Gene Ontology annotation, cellular component: membrane; oligosaccharyltransferase complex. The record is from RefSeq and is a predicted model, not a curated record. The transcript has 3 exons. Lineage: Eukaryota; Fungi; Ascomycota; Lecanoromycetes; Lecanorales; Parmeliaceae.
AUGAGAUCUUUAACGCUCUUUGCAGCUUGCCUGUGCUCCAUAUUUACCACUACUGCAGCAGAUGCGAAUCUUUCCACACCUCUCUCCUCGCAUCAGAUCCUGCCGGAUAACUUCAAGCCUCCACAGGUCUUUAAAAAUGCUAAUUUACUGCGAAACAUCAAUCUCGAAAAGGGCUACGUGAGGGAGACGAUCAAUGUUGUCAUUGAGAAUAUAGACGCAAAAGAGCAGGACACAUACUACAUACCUUUCAAAGCAGAAGCAAUUGGCAAUGUUGGAGGGAUCGAGGUCAGGGACAAGAAGGAUCCCGAGAAGGCUGCUUUCCACAGUGAGGUCGUAGAAUAUGAUCCAUAUAGUCCAACCCAAUUUUAUCGCGUCACUUUGUCUAGUCCUCUGGCGCCAUCUACCCAACAGACUCUUUCCAUAAGCUACCACGUUCUCUCCGCCCUCGCCCCUCUUCCAGCCACCAUCAACCAGCAAGACAAACAAUACCUCUAUUAUACCUUUUCAACCUACUGGCCCUCUGCCUAUCUGACCGAGAAGCAAAAGACGAAGAUCAAGUUUUCCACAGCUGAUAUUCCAGACUACACCGCGGAGCCUUUGCGCGAGGGGAAGACCUUCACCUAUGGGCCGUUUGAACAGACUCCAGCUGGUGUGGAGCAAGAAGCCAGCGUGCGGUAUGAGUUUACAAGACCCAUCACUCACGCUACGCUUCUCGAGCGAGACGUUGAAAUCAGUCAAUGGGGUGGAAAUCUAGCGACGGAGGAGCGGUAUUGGCUCACGAACAAGGGCGCUCAUCUUGCCGGGCACUUCUCUAGAGUGGAAUGGGCACGCACGCAGCAUUAUAACCCACCCACAAGCGCAUUGAGAAUGCUCACACUCCCACUGCAAGUGGGAAGCUUGAACCCUUACUUUACCGAUGACAUUGGAAAUGUCUCGACAAGCCGCUUCAGGAGCAAUAUUCGUGAGGCGAACCUCGAGCUUAAACCGCGCUACCCGGUGUUUGGAGGGUGGAAAUACAGCUUCAAGGUCGGCUGGGAUGCCAGUCUGGGAAGUUUCUUGAGGAAGUUAAAGAAAGGGGACGGUUAUGUGCUCAGAGUUCCCUUCUUGGAAGGUCCAAAAAUGGGCGAGGGAGUAUCAUACGAAAAGGUUGAUCUGCGAGUCAUUUUACCUGAGGGGGCUACAAACGUACUAUACGAGAGCCCAAUUCCCGUUGUGGCCAGCGAGGUUUCGUCUCACAAGACUUUCAUGGACACACUAGGCCGGACAACGCUAAAGCUGACGGCUAUGAAUGUGGUUGACGAGGCUCGAGAGAAGUAUGUGAUUGUCACAUACGACUACCCUUUCAUCGCGGCAUAUCGAAAGCCGUUUACCAUAUUCGCUGGUAUCAUGACAGUGUUUGCAACAGCUUGGGGGAUAGGGAGGUUGGAUGUUAGCAUAGCACGGCCUUAG